AUCAUUCUGACUGUUAAUAUGGCUGCCCCCUUGACUGAGGAAAUACAACGUCUAUCUUAUUAUAAUAUUAGACCAUUAUUAUUACAUGGAUAUGUAUUUCCCUUUCUUUUUGUAUACGCAGCAUGGGCAUAUGUGUGGGCCUAUGUUUAUGGAAUAAAUGAUUAUUAUGAAGGUGGCUUAAUUGCUCUAGCAGGCAUCGGCUUAUUGCAAAUUUUAACAUCGUUGUUUUGUUUAUGGUCGGUCCACGUCAGAUGUGCUUUAACCUGUUCCAAAGUUGCAGAUCCAUUUAAAGCACAGUGGGUGAAAGUUAUUCCAACACCUAACAAUGGUUCAACAGAGCUCGUUAGGCUGCAUCAUAAAAAAUCAGAUGAGGGAGAGUCCCUUUGGUUCAUGUUUCAAAAAACAAAGUAUACCUAUGAUGCUGCUGAGAAGAAACAGUUCCUUCCCCUUAUUUUUCCUAUUGACUAUUCUAUUUCUUACUACAUGGACAGUAAAGGCUAUCAAGAAGAAGAGGAAGUUACAGCAGCGGAAAAUACAUUUGGAAAAAAUUCAAUGGUUAUGGAUAUUCCAAAGUUUCUGGAGUUAUUUAAAGAAAGAGCUACUGCACCUUUCUUUGUUUUCCAGGUGUUUUGCGUUGGCCUGUGGUGUCUAGAUGAGUACUGGUAUUACUCAGUCUUUACUUUAUUUAUGCUGAUUGCUUUUGAGGCAACACUGGUACAACAGCAACUUCGUAACAUGGCUGAGAUCAGAAAGAUGGGCAACAAACCUUACCUUAUUCAAGUCUACAGAAAUAGAAAGUGGAUUAAAAUAAUGACGGAUGAAUUACUUCCUGGGGAUAUUGUAUCAAUAGUCAGGUCUCAAGAAGAGAAGAUUGUACCUUGUGACAUGUUACUAUUGAGGGGAUCCUGUAUUGUUGAUGAGUCAAUGUUGACUGGAGAGUCUGUGCCUGUUAUGAAAGAACCUGUGGAACUGCUGGAAAUGAACCAUGUCUUGAACUUGGAGCAGGAUGGUAAACUUCAUGUGCUUUUUGGUGGGACUAAAGUUGUUCAAAAUACUCCACCUAGUAAAUUUGGCCCUGUCUCAAAAGCGAGUGACAAUGGUUGUAUUGCUUAUGUCCUACGGCAUAGCUUCAACACCUCCCAGGGAAAGCUGCUUCGCACUAUUUUGUUUGGUGUCAAACGAGUUACUGCUAACAAUUUGGAAACUUUCUUCUUCAUUAUGUUUCUGUUGGUGUUUGCCAUCAUUGCUGCUUCUUAUGUUUGGAUUAAAGGUACUGAGGAUCCCAGCAGAAACAGAUAUAAACUCUUCUUGGAGUGCACACUUAUACUAACAUCAGUUGUUCCUCCUGAGCUUCCAAUAGAAUUAUCUCUGGCUGUCAACACAUCACUACUUGCCCUCACAAAGCUGUAUGUAUACUGCACAGAACCUUUCAGAAUUCCAUUUGCUGGCAAGAUAGAUAUCUGUUGUUUUGACAAGACUGGGACAUUAACUAGUGAUGAUUUAGUGGUAGAAGGAGUUACUGGAUUUAAUGGUUCAGAAGUUAUAACUGCCAGUGAGGCUCCACUGGAAACACUUCAAGUGCUGGCCACAUGUCACUCAUUGGUUCAGUUAGAUGAUGAAUUGGUGGGUGAUCCACUGGAGAAGGCAACAUUGAAGGCUGUUGAGUGGACACUGACUAAAGGUGAAACAGUCGUGCCACAAAAGAAGAAAACUCAUGGCCUGAAGAUCUAUCAUAGGUUUCAUUUUCAGAGUGUACUAAAGAGGAUGUCAGUCAUCUUAGGCCACACCCCUGCAGGAAGUACAGAAGUACAGUAUAGUGUGGCUGUCAAAGGAGCUCCUGAAACACUUAAAUCAAUGUUCUCACAUCUGCCCUCAAAUUACGAUGAAGUUUAUCUCAAGAUGGCUAGAAGAGGAGCCAGAGUAUUGGCCCUUGGUUACAGAAAACUUGGCAACAUGUCUCAUCAACAAGUGCGUGACAUUACAAGAGAUGCUGUGGAGAAAGAUUUGGACUUUGUUGGCUUUGUGAUCAUAUCCUGUCCUCUCAAGUCCGACUCCAAGGCUGCCAUCAAAGAAAUCAUCCACUCAUCUCAUCAUGUUGCAAUGAUUACUGGUGAUAACCCAUUGACUGCUUGCCAUGUUGCUAAAGAAUUAAAAAUGACUAGAAAAGAAUCAACUGUUGUUUUACAGCCUCCUAAUGAUUUGGCUGAUGAAUGGCAUUGGCAGUCUAUUGACGAUAAAAUUAUUCUAAAGGCUAAACCACUUAAUCCUAAGAAAGACUUGCUUGGACUCUAUGACCUCUGUCUGACUGGAGAGGCUCUAUCCUACCUUCAGACUGGAGAUAAGAAAUAUUUUCAUAUGUUGUUGGCUAGUGCUAAAGUCUUUGCCAGAGUUGCUCCAAAACAAAAGGAGUUGAUCAUCACCACAUUAAAAUCUCUGGGCUAUGUGACACUGAUGUGUGGAGAUGGAACCAAUGAUGUGGGUGCUCUGAAACAUGCUGAUGUUGGUGUUGCUCUGCUGGCUAAUGCUCCUGAAAAACUACCAGAGAAAAAGAAAAAGGAAGAGCUUGCUAAUGAUAAUGAAGCUGGCAGUAGUGUAGAUAAAUUACCUUUGUCAGGACCUGGUCAGCGUGGACCACCUGGUCGACACAUGGGUCGAGUGGCUAAACAGAGGGCUGUGAACAGGGGAGAGAAUCUACAUCCCCAACAAAAAAAACUUCAGGCCUUGUUAAAGGAGAUGGAAGAAGAAGAGAAGGCUCAAGUGAUCAAGUUAGGGGAUGCAAGUAUAGCAUCUCCAUUUACAUCCAAGCUGUCUACAGUCAUGAGUGUUUGUAAUAUCAUCAAACAAGGUCGCUGUACAUUGGUUACAACCCUCCAAAUGUUUAAAAUAUUAGCAUUGAAUGCUCUAGUCCUGGCCUACAGUCAAAGUGUUUUGUACCUAGAUGGUAUUAAAUUUAGUGAUGGGCAGGCAACCAUGCAGGGACUACUCCUAGCUGGAUGCUUUCUCUUUAUAUCUAGGUCUAAGCCAUUGAAGAGCCUCUCUAAAGAAAGACCACUCCCUAAUAUAUUUAAUGUGUACACUGUUCUGACAGUGUUCUUACAGUUCUGUGUUCACUUUGCAUGUCUAGUCUAUUUAGUGCAAGAAGCUAAAGCCAGAAUGCCUCCAAAGCCUGAAGGAGAAUUUGUGAACCUAGAGAAACAAUUUGAGCCAAGUAUAUUGAAUACCACGGUUUAUAUUAUCUCAAUGUCCUUACAGAUCUCAACAUUUGCUGUCAACUAUAAGGGUCACCCUUUUAUGGAGCGUUUACGUGACAACAAACCACUAAUGUACAGCCUUUUCUUCUCUUCCAUGGCUGUUCUGGUUCUGGCUAGUGGUAUCAUACCAGAACUUCAACAACAGUUUGAGUUGGUACAGUUACCUUCAGAGUUUAGAAACACAGUCUUAGCUGUUGUGGUUGGUGACAUCUUGUCAGUAUUCCUUAUAGACCGUGUUAUCCAGUUCUUACUUGGUGGUGGUCAGCUCAAAUCAACAAGUUAAAGUUAGUUCAUGGCCAGUACUGUAUGGCCUGACUUUCUAAGAAUGGUUUUAAAAUGUACCAAAUGUAUCACUCUUAUAACUUGUGUUAAUUGCCAUGUUUAUACAUGAUUGAUUUGUUUUACUGCUUCUCAUUGUCACACAUGGAGAUGAUGACUCAUUCAUAAUGUCUGUGUUUUAUAAUUACUUUUCAAUCACAUUUCAAGUAGUGUUGAAGAAUGGCUUUCAGUUGUAAAGGGAUUUGUUUUAAUUAUAUCUUACUACCUUGAUGAGAUUGUUGCUAGCUCUCAAAGGAUUAAAUCAAUUAGAAACUGUCUUGACUUUUAGUUAGUUACCAAAAAUGGGUCAACUAUUUAUGUAGUCUUUUACAAAGAGUCUAUUAAAUGUUUAGAAAAUCACAAUCUUUAAGUUUCCUUAUAAGAAUUACAUAAAAUGUCAUUGGGCCUUCAAAUAUUAAGGAAGAUAGAAGCUUUAGAGGACCCAAUGCUCAAUAUACUUUUAUUUCAGUUGGCCUUUCUCCUAAGUGUUGAAAUAACACAUAUCUGACAUUGAUUGAAAUUGAAAGGAUGUCUGGUAAUUUAGUAAUGCCUGUCUCUAUUCACCAUUUAGGGAUUCAUUAGCCUACUGGUAACAUUUGAUAAUAUUAGGGUAAGAUAGAUGUCUAACAUUGUUUCUAAAUAAAGGAACAAGAGAGUAGCAUGUUAAUCAAAAGAAUUGAAAUCUACUGGACUUUGUUUUAAAAAAAGAAUAUAUUAGUUUUAUAAUGUAUCUUUUUUUUUUUUUUGAACAUCAUUCAUUUAUUUCAUCUCAAUCCAAUUUGAAUGAAAGAAAUGUAAUGGAGCUCUUUCAAGCAGGAUCUACUAUAUACUUGUUACGAAAGGAAAAUAUCACUUAUAUGUAUUUAACAGAUAUUUGAUUCAACAUUUUUUUUUAAUGAAUUAGUCAAGUAGUACCAUUUUUUUUUCUCUUUAAAAUGUGCAUAUCAUUAUUUUUUGGUUUAAAUAAUUUUCUUUGAAUGAUAUUAUAAUAUUACACUGAUGUAUGGCUGGACAUUUAGCAAAAGGAAAUAUUAUAUUUUAUUGAUAAAAACUGUAGCAUGUGAGCUGGUGUAUGCAGGAACCAGAGAGGCUUCCUUAGAUUUCCUAUCUCUUAUUAACAAAUUCUUAGUUUGUUGUCCAAAAAAAAUGACAUCACCUGUAUUCAAUGUGUAGUGCAUUUUAUUUUGUUUUGUUAGUUUGACAGUCAGAGGACAAUGAUGAUUGUUUUUCUUCUUGAAGAUUUGUAUGGUUGAUUAGGGUUCUAAACCCCCCCCCCCCACCCCACCCCCCAUUAUCUUCUUUCUUAUGUGACUGUAUCAUAGUCUACAUCUCCAACUAUUUUGUUCCUCAUUCUGAAUGUAUUUAGAUAUCAGUCACCUGAUCAGUGUGGAGACCAUGUUGGCUGGAGUCACCAUGUACAUUGAUUGUCAUUGCAUUAUCACUGUCAUACUCACUAGUUGAUUUCUAUCUAUUCCUUGUAAAGCUUGCAUUCUAAUGGUGAUGGAUUUAAUGGGUUUAAGAGGAUUUUAUUAGUAGACAUUAUUUCAUUGUUAUUAAUCUUUGGUGAAUGAAAGAAACCAUGGACUCAAUCUGAUGAUAUGCUUAGUUUCUUGGUGUUUUAAGCAAAUUGGGUUUGAAUGAUUAUACAAUAUAUUUCUAUUAUAAACCUUCAGAGGCUGUUCUAGAAUAGAUUAAAUGAACUGUCGGACAUUUUUAUUGCAGUCCUUUAUAUUGUAUGUCAUAGUUGACAUUCUAUCAUGUUGUAGUUGACAUUCUGUCAUGUUGUAGUUGACAUUCUGUCAUUCGCAGCUGAUCUAAGUCUUCAGAGUGUGAGUCUGUCCAUUCAAUCCUGUACAUCAGGUUGUCUGAGAUAUCAUAUAUAUAUUUCAAUAUGUAUUUAUUUCCAUAGUUUGAAUGAUUCCAUGACUAUAGUUUGAAUGAUUCCAUUACUCUCUUGUCCUAGUGAUGUUGUAUAGCUACUGUACAUCCUUUUUUGAUGCUAUACUUUUGUCUAAUGAAAUGUUUUGUGAACUAUAAACAUUGAUUUCACUGAACCAUUUUCUAAAGAUAUAUUGUAUUAUACGUUGAUUAGAUCCAAUCAAAAUGACCUUAGACCAUUGAGUGUUAUGUGUUGACUAAUCAAUAAUUAUGUUUUAAGAGCUAUUCCUUAAGAAAUGUCAUCCAUGUUCAUUCACAACUAAGAUAUCUGUGUCAACAAAUGAUUUUAGUGUCAAAUUAAAUAUCUAUUAAACCGUUGAUGACAUCAAUGAAUAAAUGUGUUUAAAACAUUAA
Messenger RNA from Biomphalaria glabrata, 5861 nucleotides. RefSeq names its product endoplasmic reticulum transmembrane helix translocase-like. Gene Ontology annotation, cellular component: endoplasmic reticulum membrane. Gene Ontology annotation, molecular function: P-type ion transporter activity; ATP hydrolysis activity; ATP binding. NCBI's taxonomy places the organism in Eukaryota, Metazoa, Mollusca, Gastropoda, Planorbidae. Gene Ontology annotation, biological process: intracellular calcium ion homeostasis. The transcript has 27 exons. Bases 19 to 3534 code for a protein of 1171 amino acids. The record is from RefSeq and is a predicted model, not a curated record.